AUGGCGAAAAGGCAAAGUUCAUUACAAGAUUUUUUCAGUAAAAAGAGACUAGUAGAGGUGCAAGAGAGUGAAUCAAACAUUGACAUAAACGAUGGUUCUUUUUCAUUGGACUCAGAGGGCUGUGACCCUGAUCUAUCUUUGCCUAAUCCACUACCUAGUACCAGCACAUCCAUCAGUAUAAUAUCAUCAUCUCUAACAGACACCACCAGCCAAACUAUGACAUCUUCAUCUUCAGUUGGCUCUGAUGUACUGGCCUCUGUCAAGACUACUCCUGGAUCAUCUCACUCUGCCUUACCAAGUGAUAUUUCUCAGAGUUCUUUGCAAGGUCCUGUUCAACCAAAGAGCUUUAAGUUUCCUGCAUCAGUAUUCGGGUCAGUUCAUCGCUCAUUUAACGGUAAUUGGUUUGAGAAAUAUCCCUGGCUUGAGUAUUCAAUUCUACAAGAUGCUGCCUUCUGUUUCCCUUGCCGAUUUUUUGCCGUACCUGACAAAGGUAGAGCAGAAAACACUUUCACUAGGCUCGGAUACAGGGAUUGGAAGCAUGCUACAGGCAGAUGUGGAGUUUUGGAAAAGCACAAUACCAGUCACUCACAUCAUGAAGCAACUAUAUCAUGGCAAGAUUUUAAGUUAAACAUUGAAAAAG
Amphimedon queenslandica is the source of this 640-nucleotide messenger RNA. RefSeq names its product zinc finger MYM-type protein 5-like. The record is from RefSeq and is a predicted model, not a curated record. The transcript is spliced from 2 exons. The annotation marks the transcript as partial. NCBI's taxonomy places the organism in Eukaryota, Metazoa, Porifera, Demospongiae, Haplosclerida, Niphatidae.